AUGUUGGAAGAGGAAGAAUUUUUCAUAAAGAGAAAGGAGGACAUCGAAAAGGAAACAGAAAAACUCACAAAGGAUAUCUCGAACAUACGUCAUCUCUUGCAUAAUCCUUUCGAAGAGUACUACGCCAACCGUAAUCUAGUGGGGGAAGAAGAACGCGAAAAUCAUCGUCACGCCGAAGUUAGCCAUCUCCAGAUGCUCCAACAUCGUGCGCAGGAAAUGAUCGGCUCGAAAGAGAAGCGUAAGCGAUCCAUAUUCGGGAAACGACAGCAGCAGAAAAAGAGUACGCAUCAAGGGCUCAUCAUGGCAGCUAUGGGUUCUCUUGGUGUACAUGCAGUUGAAGCUGGAGUUCGAGAGCCUAGUUCACCGUUCGAGGAGGGGAUUACUAAGCAGCAUCGAGAUGACCAUGCCUUAUUCACGAUAAGAGAACAAGCCGAAAACGGAAAGUAG
This is a messenger RNA of Cylicostephanus goldi, 447 nucleotides long. NCBI's taxonomy places the organism in Eukaryota, Metazoa, Nematoda, Chromadorea, Rhabditida, Strongylidae. The record is from the annotation of a GenBank genome assembly.